This is a messenger RNA of Trichobilharzia szidati, 665 nucleotides long. Lineage: Eukaryota; Metazoa; Platyhelminthes; Trematoda; Strigeidida; Schistosomatidae. The record is from the annotation of a GenBank genome assembly.
AUCUGUAGUAUGAAGCGGAGGAAGCUGUUGAUGAAAAUAUUCAACAGGCUGUUAGAAAUCCUUUUCGUGACACGCAGUACAAGUUUCUGGCCCGUACGGAAGAACUGACUGAGUGACUUCACAUUUGUGUUGAAAAUCCGAAUCUCAUUGCUUAUGCUGAGGCGGAGUGCAGAAAAUUUCUAAAUUGGUUUCAGAUUGACGAAGGCGUAUCUUCUCUUUCCGAUUUUGGCUAAUUUUGAUAUAUUGAUCUGUUCCACCUGUUAUGGUUGAAAUGAUGCCUCCUAGAAAAGCGGAGGAGGCAACCUCAGUUAGGUCUCUCCCGUUGAUGGUGAUUGGUGCUGGUUUUUGUUGUUGUUUUGGUUGUGGUUCAUUGGUUAUCUUCAUCACCUCCGUCUUCUUUGUCUUCACCUUCAGUCCUAUCUUUGCUGCCAGCUUAUUUAGCCAGCCUUUCUGCUUUUCGCCUGCAAGUCUUCGAACCUGUGUGACACUAGACAUAAAUCACUCUCACGAGAAAUCCAGAUCUUCUGGAGUCUUCUUAUCGCAAGUCCAGCGUAUUCCUCCAUUCUUGCUUCUCUCUUCAUACAGUCUAACGCAUACUUGAGUCCACCACAAAUGAAAAUACCAUCGGUAGUAAUAGACAGCGAGGUUGACAUGUAGUUUACCAG